Messenger RNA from Protobothrops mucrosquamatus (brown spotted pit viper), 437 nucleotides. Its product is annotated as nuclear cap-binding protein subunit 1. NCBI's taxonomy places the organism in Eukaryota, Metazoa, Chordata, Lepidosauria, Squamata, Viperidae. Gene Ontology annotation, molecular function: mRNA binding; RNA cap binding; protein binding. The record is from RefSeq and is a predicted model, not a curated record. Gene Ontology annotation, cellular component: nuclear cap binding complex; nucleus. The transcript is spliced from 5 exons. The annotation marks the transcript as partial. Gene Ontology annotation, biological process: regulation of mRNA processing; nuclear-transcribed mRNA catabolic process, nonsense-mediated decay; mRNA export from nucleus.
CAAGAAAAGGAAAGUAUCUAUUGCAGAACGAUUGGAAUCUCUAAUAAGCAAAGUGGGAGAAAAGAGUCCUUUCUCUUUGGAAAGUAGAAUAGAAGGCUUGGCUGGAGUUUUGGAGGCAGAUCUACCAAACUACAAAAGCAAAAUACUGAAACUCCUUUGCACAGUUGCACGUCUGUUACCACAGAAGAUGACCAUUUAUACAACUCUUGUUGGCUUGCUGAAUGCCAGAAACUACAAUUUUGGUGGAGAGUUUGUAGAAGCAAUGAUACGUCAACUGAAAGAAUGUUUGAAAGCCAACCUGUACAAUGAAGCUAUCUAUUUAGUGCGCUUUUUUUCUGAUCUUGUGAACUGUCACGUAAUAGCUGCACCCUCAAUGGUAGCCAUGUUUGAGAAUUUCGUCAAUGUGACGCAAGAGGAGGACGUACCUCAGGUGCGAU